AUGAACAAGUACUCAGAUUUCACAGACUUGAAUAUUGGAUCUUCCAACCUCACACUCAUCGUUCGGGGCACAUUAAUCGAGAGCAACAUGCAUUCCUCAAUAGCGGAGAAGCACAAAAAGGUUAUGGAAGGCCAAAUAUAUGAGGUUUCACAAUUCCAAGUUCGUCAGAACAAUCGGAGGUAUAAACUCACCCCUCACAAAUACAUCAUUCAAGUGACAAGAGAAACUACAAUUGUCGUCGUGGACAAGAAAAUGCCUCAGAUACCUAUCAACAAUUUCUGGAUCAAAAAAUAUAAAGAGCUGCUACUGUUAACAGGCACAAAAUCAGAGUUACCAGAUGUGAUUGGCAAGAUCCGUAUUAUACAAGGAACAGAUCUUAGAAAUUCCCAGUACAACACCAAAAUUUUGGUAGGCUUACAGCUUAGCAGGAACACCAUUGUGCGGCUUAUUAUAUGGGACGACCAAGCAUCCAAAUUCCGUGAGACGUUGGGCAUCAAAGACCGUAAACAUUCAACCAUGCUGGUCACAAGCGUGAACCCAAACAAAUACCAAGCUACCUCCGUCCUUUUCGACCCAGAUGUUAUCAAGCUUCUCGGACGAAGUGCCAAUGAUGUUUUGAAUGAGAACAUUCAGGUUGGAGGUGACGCGACCAACACCAACAUACCAGAAUGUCUGAAAAAAAUAAUUGGCCGGACUUGCAAAUUCCAGAUCAAGAUCACAUCCUUCAACUUUGAAACUUCUCGACAAACUAUUACAGUCUCACGCAUAGUAGAGGACAACGUUGAUCUGAAAACCAAACCAGUUGAGGAUAACUUGAACAGAGACAAUGAUGAGGGAAAGAUUGAGGCCACAAGUCCGGACGACCAGGUGGUGUUCAAUGGUGAAAUUAAAAACAAGCGCCCACGUCACUAA
Molecule: messenger RNA, 912 nt
Organism: Thlaspi arvense
Lineage: Eukaryota; Viridiplantae; Streptophyta; Magnoliopsida; Brassicales; Brassicaceae
Source: the annotation of a GenBank genome assembly